Elaeis guineensis (African oil palm) is the source of this 2074-nucleotide messenger RNA. Its product is annotated as laccase-6. Gene Ontology annotation, biological process: lignin catabolic process. Gene Ontology annotation, molecular function: copper ion binding; hydroquinone:oxygen oxidoreductase activity. Gene Ontology annotation, cellular component: apoplast. The record is from RefSeq and is a predicted model, not a curated record. NCBI's taxonomy places the organism in Eukaryota, Viridiplantae, Streptophyta, Magnoliopsida, Arecales, Arecaceae.
AAUUUCCCUGCUCUUCCUGCUUUAGGAUAAGAGAGCUCAAAACAAUACUUAUAAGGAGGGUCUCCUCUUUCCCUUCUUUCUCACGGACACCAUUCCUAGCUUCCCUCCUUCAGCUCUAGAGAGAUGGCUUGGUCCUCUCACCUCAUGGUUUGGCUCGGCAUUUUGCUGUUCCAUUACGUUCCACUUGGCGUAGGAGCCCACCAUCAGUGGCCAGUGGGAGGAUCUACGAGGUUCUACGACUUCAAGGUACAAACGAUGAAGAUCACCAAGGUUUGCAAGACGAGGGAGAUCGUCACCAUCAAUGGCAUGUACCCCGGUCCGACCGUGCAUGCCCAGGAGGACGAUCGGGUGAUCGUCAAGGUCACCAAUGAGACCCCAUAUAACGCCACCAUCCAUUGGCAUGGGGUCCGGCAGAGGCUAACGUGCUGGUCGGAUGGACCAGCAUACCUCACCCAAUGCCCGAUCCAAGCUGGCCAGACGUUCACCUACGAGUUCACCUUGGUCCAGCAGAAGGGCACGCUCUUCUGGCAUGCUCACGUCUCCUGGCUCCGUGGGACGGUCCAUGGAGCUCUUGUGAUAUAUCCCAAGACUGGGGUACCCUACCCCUUCCCCAACCCUUACGAAGAGCAUGUAGUGAUCUUGGCGGACUAUUGGUUCAAGGACUUGCAGAAGCUGGAAAAGAGGGUUCUUGCAAGCGGUGGAGGUGCUCCGGCAUCGGAUGCGUAUACCAUCAACGGCCACCCAGGGCCACUCUAUAACUGCUCGAAGAAUGAUGUAUUCAAGAUUGAUGUGAUCCCUGGCAAGACAUACCUUCUGAGGAUAAUAAACGCAGCCCUAAACAUUGAGCUCUUCUUCUCCAUUGCCAACCACAAGCUCACCAUAGUGGAAGCUGAUGGGGAGUACACAAAGCCCUUCACAGUGGAGCAGCUCAUGAUCACCCCAGGCCAGACCAUGAACGUCCUGGUGGAGGCCAACCAGCCCAUUGCCAAGUAUAACAUGGCAAUAGGCCCUUAUAUGUCCGCCCAAUUUGUUCCAUUCCAGAACUUCUCUGCUGUAGCUCAUUUUCAGUACUCCGGUGUCAGCCUCACCUCUAUGGCCCUCCCGGCGCCGCUGCCGUUCUUCAACGACAGUCUCCCUGUGAAGAAUAGCAUGAAUGGGCUGAGGAGCCUCCAUGCCACCAAUCUCCCUCUCGAGAUCGACACCGAUCUCUUCUUCACCAUUGGAGUGAACGUGGAGCAAUGCCACUCCCGUACUCCUAACAAGAGCUGCCAAGGGCCCAAUGGUGGUGUCUUCAAAGCAUCCAUGAACAAUGUUACCUUUGUGAGACCCAGCAUUUCGUUGCUGCAAGCCUACUACAACAGGUUGCAUGGUUAUUAUACUGACGACUUCCCUGAGGUGCCAUUGAAGACCUAUGAUUUUGUUAAUGGUGCACCUAACAACAUUCCAAAUAAUACACAGUCCUUGAAUGGGACUAGAGUGAGUGUGCUAGAGUAUGGUGCAAGGGUGCAACUCAUCUUGCAGGACACUGGGAUCGUGUCGACCGAGAACCACCCCAUCCAUUUGCAUGGCUACAGCUUCUAUGUUGUAGGGUAUGGCACGGGGAACUUUGAUCCGAUGACCGCAGAGAUCAACCUCGUCGACCCACCAUACAUGAACACGAUCGGUGUUCCGGUUGGAGGAUGGGCUGCCAUUCGGUUCAUCGCCGACAAUCCAGGUGUGUGGUUCAUACAUUGCCACCUUGAGGUUCAUACGAGUUGGGGUCUCUCUAUGGCAUUUAUUGUGAAGAAUGGUGAGGGUCCAUUGGAGACCCUUCCUCAUCCUCCAGCAGAUUUGCCCAGGUGCUGAGCUGUUACAAGCGAGAAAGGAAUUAAUGGUGCCGUGGAUUGGUUAGCUGUGUUUGGGGAUACUAUGGAACUUCGUUUUUACUUUCUAUUCUUUAGCCACUUCCUUUUAUUUUUGUGUUCCAAAUGUAAAGAAAAUGGAAUAAAACGAUCUAACAGAGCAACUCAACAAAAUUCCCACAUUGUUCAUGAGCAUUUAUAGUAAUUAUGCAAUCAUACUUUGUUUAGAGCAA